This is a messenger RNA of Humulus lupulus (European hop), 693 nucleotides long. Its product is annotated as large ribosomal subunit protein eL21x/eL21w-like. The record is from RefSeq and is a predicted model, not a curated record. Gene Ontology annotation, cellular component: cytosolic large ribosomal subunit; ribosome. Gene Ontology annotation, molecular function: structural constituent of ribosome. Bases 88 to 582 code for a protein of 164 amino acids. NCBI's taxonomy places the organism in Eukaryota, Viridiplantae, Streptophyta, Magnoliopsida, Rosales, Cannabaceae. Gene Ontology annotation, biological process: translation. The transcript has a single exon.
AUUUUCUGUGCUAUUUUAUCUAGGGCUUGACUUUGCCGUGUUACAGAGAGAAACCCUAGAGCAAGAAGAGAAGAGAGGUAGAAGAAAAUGCCGGCUAGACACGGUCUACGAUCUCGGACACGAGACCUGUUUUCACGUCCCUUCAGGAAGAAGGGGUACAUCCCUCUCUCCACCUACCUCAAGACCUACAAGACCAGCGAGUAUGUCGAUAUUAAGGUGAACGGCGCCAUUCACAAGGGUAUGCCCCACAAGUUCUACCAUGUCCGAACUGGGCGUGUCUGGAACAUCACCAAGCACGCUAUUGGUGUGGAGAUUAACAAGCAGGUUCGGAGAUGCAUCAUUAAGAAGAGGAUUCAUGUUCGUGUGGUGCAUGUCCAGCCCUCUAGAUGCACUGAGGAGUUCAGAAACAGAAAGUUAAGGAACGAUAAGCUCAAGGCCGAGGCCAAGUUGAAGGGUGAGGCCAUCAGCACCAAGAGGCAGCCAGAGGGUCCCAAGCCAGGUUUUAUGGUCGAAGGAGCACAGUUGGAAACUGUCACCCCCAUUCCUUACGAUGUUGUCAACGAUCUCAAGGGUGGUUAUUAGAUCUUUCUAUGUAUUAUUUUUUCUUCUCAAUGUUUUGUUCUGUUCUGUUCUUUUCUGGUUUUGAUUUUGUUUUCAAGACUACCAAUGGAAACGUUUCCUUAAUUAGUUCAA